This is a messenger RNA of Anastrepha ludens (Mexican fruit fly), 1023 nucleotides long. It is a transcript of the gene unc-119, whose product is annotated as protein unc-119 homolog. The record is from RefSeq and is a predicted model, not a curated record. Gene Ontology annotation, cellular component: cilium. Gene Ontology annotation, molecular function: lipid binding. Gene Ontology annotation, biological process: cilium assembly; nervous system development; lipoprotein transport. NCBI's taxonomy places the organism in Eukaryota, Metazoa, Arthropoda, Insecta, Diptera, Tephritidae. Bases 193 to 885 code for a protein of 230 amino acids. The transcript is spliced from 3 exons.
CCUAUAAAAUAAAUUGAAAGUAAAAUCAAUUGUACUGUUAUCCAAAAUUUGUGAAGUAAACAAUAUCCGAUGAUAAUUAUUGAUCAGUUAAGUUAAAUAUCAAAUUUGAUAAAUUUAAUAGUUUGAAAAAAGCUUUGGGCUUUUUUCUCAACCUUAUAAAGUGUGAACACAUAUCUCAAUAAUAUUUGUAAAAUGAGUGUCGUUGGCAAACAACUUAAUUCUUUACAAUCCAAUAAUGACAUUAACGGAAAAGAUGUAAGAGAAACAAGUACCAAAACAUCAAUGUUGGGAAAGUUUAUAUCACCAAAUGAUGUUCUUAAUUUAAACGAAAUAACAGAGAAUUAUUUAUGUUCUAUCAACGACAACAUAUACGAUAUUGAUUUUACCCGUUUUAAAAUACGUGACUUGGAUUCGGGUGCAAUAUUGUUUGAAAUAGCUAAGCCAAGUGAUCGAUUUUCUCCUAGUUUAGAAGACAAAUUGAUUGAGGCAGCUGAUGGAAUGUCCAUUGAAGAUUCAGUAGAUGUGAAUGCUGGUCGAUAUGUUCGAUAUCAAUUUACCCCAGCUUUUCUCGAAUUAAAGAAUGUUGGGGCAACGGUGGAAUUCACGGUUGGCAGCAAACCCGUCAAUAAUUUUCGGAUGAUUGAACGGCACUUCUUUCGAGAUCGGUUGCUGAAAACAUUUGAUUUUGAAUUUGGAUAUUGCAUUCCUUAUUCUAAAAACUCUUGUGAACACAUAUAUGAGUUUCCUAACCUUCCUUCUGAACUAGUUUCAGAUAUGAUUGCAAGCCCAUUUGAAACUCGUUCGGAUAGUUUCUAUUUUGUUGAGAACCGUCUUAUUAUGCACAACAAAGCAGACUACGCUUACGAUGGAGGUAUGUUUAUUUAAAUGGAUGCAUUCAAGAAUUUUGGAAUCAAUUCUCACCAAAAGCCAUACAAGCCUUAUUAUUAAUAUCGUUCUGUAAUUAACUGUUAAUUUAUGUGUAAGGUACAAACACUAAUAAAAAAAACUUUAGAUUGUGGAGUA